Molecule: messenger RNA, 1038 nt
Organism: Melampsora larici-populina 98AG31
Lineage: Eukaryota; Fungi; Basidiomycota; Pucciniomycetes; Pucciniales; Melampsoraceae
Exons: 6
Coding region: 1-1038 (345 amino acids)
Source: RefSeq, a predicted model, not a curated record
AUGGCCUUACCAGCGCGACCGAUUCGAUCAUCCAAGAAAAGGAAAAAUAAAAAGAUCAAGAAAACAGCAUUAGGAAAUAAAUUAGAUGAGCUGAUUUCACAAGAGGCAAAGGCAUCUGCUGCAAUUAUGGCGAAGCUGUUGGGUCAGGGUUCUUUGAAUAGGAAUGAUGAAAUCCAAAAUGAAGAUUAUCGUACAUAUGAGGGCGGCCAGGACUCCAUUUGGACCGAUGACGAAGAUGACGAACCAAACACAAAAGAUUAUGUCUCGUACAGAGAGAGGACUCAACGUGAACAAGCGCAGAUGAGAAUUGCUGCACCACUCAUGCGCAUGAAGGAUAUGAAGAAGCUACUUAGGGAAAGUCGAACCAAGCUCAAUCAUCUGCUUCAAGAUCCUAGCUACACGAUUGACUACAUCAAGGCCCAAUGGAACCGACAACGUGAAUGUCAGCUCAAAGUCAUUGGCACCGACAGCAUCAAAGCAUUGACGGAUAAGCUAGCCCAUCUGGUAGACUUAGAGGAAACAUUGCACCAAUCACAAUUGGAGCUAAGGGACCUUCGACGUAAGCGACGUUGCACUCGAAAUGAAGCUGACGAGCGGCGCAUCUUGCGUCUGCCAGAGACUCUGACUCUAUUUGAAGAGGAGAUCGAUUCUUUGAUUGACGAGCUUGGGGCAGAAGAGUUUAGAAAUAUACCUGGAGCAGAUACUACACGAGGAAGGGCCAUGAUUCGAUUACGAGUGUCAAAGGGAAGGCUUUAUGACGCAAAGGUUGGUGUUUUGGAGGCAGCAAAGCAAGCGAAUGAGAGGGCAGAUGAAUCACUCGAAGAUGAACACAACAAGUGGGUGAUGGAACUUGUAACACCAAAUCGACCUCAUUGCCAACAGUGGAACAACUUGAUGGAACAAGUCGGGCAUAUAUGGGGAGAUAUUGUACAAACUCCAAUCAUUCGAGGGGAAGAUUGGGAAGAGGGGUUGGAGAACAACGAAGAAGAUGAUCCUGAUGACCUAAAUGAAGUGGAUCCAAUUUUUGUACCAACAUGA